Molecule: messenger RNA, 9211 nt
Organism: Dromiciops gliroides (monito del monte)
Lineage: Eukaryota; Metazoa; Chordata; Mammalia; Microbiotheria; Microbiotheriidae
Gene: LMTK2
Product: lemur tyrosine kinase 2
Biological process (GO): protein phosphorylation
Molecular function (GO): protein kinase activity; ATP binding
Source: RefSeq, a predicted model, not a curated record
GCGGGGGAGAUGCCGGGGCCGCUGGGCGCGCUCCGGCCGCCGCCGCCUCGGCCGCUGCUCCCGCCGCUGCUGCUGCUGCUGCUGCUGUCGGGCGUCGGGGCCGCGCCACUUCCGCAAACAGGUGCAGGGGAAGCAGCUGCUGCAGAAGUGUCCUUACUUUUUGUGGUUCUAUCAGUAUGCAGUUUACUGACAUUGGUAGUGCUGAUUGUGAACUGUGUAUCCUGCUGUAAAGAUCAAGAAAUAGACUUUAAGGAGUUUGAAGAUAAUUUUGAUGAUGAAAUAGAUUUUACACCACCAGCAGAAGAUACACCCUCUGUUCAAUCCCCUGCAGAAGUUUUUACACUUUCAGUACCAAAUAUUUCUUUACCAGUUCCAUCCCAGUUUCAUCCUUCUUCAGAAGGAUUGAAGUCUCAAGUUGCACGCCAGAGUCUAAACUAUAUCCAGGAAAUUGGAAAUGGCUGGUUUGGAAAGGUUCUGCUUGGGGAGAUUUACACAGGGACUAGCGUAGCAAGAGUAGUAGUGAAGGAGUUAAAAGCCAGUGCAAGUGCAAAGGAGCAAGAUAAAUUUUUGAAAAAUGGAGAGCCAUACUAUAUUCUUCAGCAUCCAAAUAUUCUUCAGUGUGUUGGACGAUGUGUGGAAGCAAUCCCGUAUCUUCUGGUGUUUGAGUUGUGUGACAUGGGUGACCUAAAAGCAUAUUUGUGCAGUGAGCAAGAACAUAUAAAAGGAGAUUCACAAAUGAUGCUGCUACAGAGAAUGGCCUGUGAGAUUGCUGCUGGACUUGCCAUAAUGCACAAGCAUCAUUUUGUGCAUAGUGACUUAGCCCUGCGGAAUUGUUUUCUUACAUCUGAUUUAAAUGUAAAAAUAGGAGACUAUGAAAUAGGACUUGGCAAAUACAAGGCGGAUUAUAUUGAAACAGAUGAUAAUAAAGUUAUCCCCCUUCGGUGGACUGCACCAGAAUUGGUAACCAGCUUCCAAGAGAGAUUACUAACUGCAGAUCAAACAAAGUUUAGUAAUAUCUGGUCACUGGGUGUAACACUUUGGGAACUCUUUGAUCAUGGUGCUCAGCCUUAUGCACACCUUUCUGAUGUCGAAGUUCUCCAACAGGUCAUAAAAGAGAGGGACACAAAGCUCCCUAAACCACAGCUGGAGCAGCCCUAUUCAGAAAGAUGGUAUGAAGUUUUGCAGUUCUGCUGGCUACCACCAGACAAGAGACCAACGGCAGAAGAAGUACAUAGACUACUAACUUAUCUUCGUAUGCAAAGCCAAAGGGACUCUGAAAUUGACUUUGAGCAGCAAUGGAAUGCUCUUAAACCAAAUACCAAUAACAGAGAGACUUCAAAUAAUGCUGCAUUCCCAAUACUUGACCAUUUUACCAGGGAUAGGCUUGGUCGUGAAAUGGAAGAAGUCCUUACAGUAACUGAAACAAGUCAAGGGCUUAGUUUUGAGUACGUCUGGGAGGCUGCCAAACACGAUCAUUUUGAUGAACGCAGCCAGGUCAAUCCUGAUGAGGCCAUGUCGUAUACAAGCAUCUUUUUUCCGGUUGAUGUUUUUGAGAAUUCACUCUCAGAUCCUGGACCAGGAAAGCAAGAUGAAAGUGGCCAAGAUGUGUCACUCAGGGCACCAGGGGUAGUCCCUGUUUUUGAUGCCCACAACCUUUCUGUUGGGAGUGAUUAUUAUAUCCAGUUAGAAGAAAAAAGUGGCGGCAGCUUGGAUCUUGAUAACCAAUCAGCAAUUCUCACUACAGAAGUGGAUAAUCCUGAAAUUCUAACUGAUCAAAGUUCCCAGUUCAUGGCACUCAGGGAUCUUGAUGAUGGGGAAUCAAAUACAGAUGGAGAUUUUUUCCACUACACUGGAGACCCUAAAGAUAUUGGUAUACCUGAAGAUCCGCAUGUUGCCAGUGUCCCGGAAAGCCCUUUCAGUAACAUAUUUAAUGAGUUUGACAAAUCAGAGGAUUUGCACAGUCAUCAAAAAAUAUUUGACUUAACAGAGCUAAAUGGCAUUCAUGCUGAAUUUAAACCAGCUACUCUGAGCCCAAGCUUGGAUGUGCCUAAAGAGACACUAGUAACUGGCCAUGUCGAGAAAAAGAAUGGCCGUAAUGUUUUUGAUCAUGAUGCUAUUUGCUUAGCUGAAAAUUUUGUCCAUCAGAAUGAUUUUGACCCACUGAAUGUUCAAGAACUGUCAGAAAAUUUCUUGUUUCUUCAAGAGAAAAACCUAAUAAAAGACAGCUUGUCUAAGAAAGAAUGUGCAAGUGAUCUCCAAACAGAAUUAGAAAAAGUAGGUUUUACUGGGAAUAUGUUAGAAUCUUCACAUAGAAAUUCUUUAGACCUUGAGCUUAACUUCAUUGAAAAUAAGUCAACCUUGUCUUUGUUACAGGAUAAUGCAAAACCUGAAAGUAAAGAAGAGUGGGUAAAGCCUUCAGGGGAAAACUUGAAUGUCUCAUUGCAGUCUUCUCCAGAAUUGCAAAUAACGUCUAACUUGCCCAAAACUGAAGAAAAGGCUUGUGGUAUACAUUCAGAUCCCAUCCUGUUUCAAGAGGAAACCAAACCCACAUGUUUAAAUGUCCUUACCUGUGCUGAUAGCCCCAAGCAAGAGAUAAAUCCAGGCACCGAGACUGCUUUGGUUGAAGUGCUGCCCAAUGAUGCCAUGACACAGAACAUUGAAGGUGGAUCACAUAACAUCUCCCCCAAAAGUGAAAAGUCCACCAAUAUCACCAAAAGUGAAUCACUUCAUUUCGAUGAAGAAACUGGUUGUAAUAUGGGCACAGAGAUAAGUCUUCCAGAAGAAAUAAACCAAGACUUGGAAAACAAGUCACCUUUAGGAGACCAUAAAGGUAGAAGUUUGCUAGAGAAAGAAAGUGAAACUCUGGGGAUUACUUAUAAAGAAGCACCAAAAGAAGUUGGCUUGAUAUCUGCCCUUUCUUCCGAUUCCACAAGCCAAGACAGUCUCUUGGAGGAUAGCCUCUCAACACCCAUACAGACAUCUGAGCAAUCUAUAGAAACACCAGACUCUUUGGAUUCAUUAGAUGUCCAUGGGGUUUUAGAUGCUUUAGUUACUCAAAGUCCUCAGAAACUUGUGCCACCUGAUAAACCUGCUGACAGUGGUUAUGAAACAGAGAAUCUCGAAUCUCCAGAAUGGACUUCUCAUCCUGCUGUCGAUGAGACUUCAAAUACAGGUGCCACGUUAAUUGACAAUGACACUCUUGCAGCUUUACCUCCCAAUCCAGUUAUCAUAAUUUCAGAUGAAGCAGACAGCAACAAAGAUUUUGACUUGACCUCAAAGACAUUAGCAUGCAGUACUCAAAACUCCUAUCGAGACUCUGCCUAUUUUUCUGAUAACGAUUCUGAAACUGAUAAGAAAAAUGAGGAUGGCUCAGGAACAUCAUCAGCAUUGGCCUUGUUUACAAAAGAUCAGCCCCAAAGGGGUUUAUCCAACACUGAACAGAGUUAUGAUGCCAAGCAUAAUGGUCAUGAAGAGAGAAUUAACCAAAGCCCUCUGUCUGGUUUGCAAAACACCAAUGAACCAGAGUCACGAGAUGCAUUGGAGCCAGAAGAGACUGACGUUUCCAGACAGGUUGAUGUGGCUGAACUGGAAGCGGAAAAUCCUUUGACUCUUACUAUGAGUUCAGAGUGUAGCUAUAGUGAAGAAUUUGACAUUCUCGAUGAUCACUGCUGCAACCGAACCUCUACUGGCACCAAUACUGAUGAAUUACUUGCCUACACAAAUGCCACAUUUUGUUCUGGAAGCCCUUCAGCAGUGGCAGGGGCCUCCUUUUCAACAGACUUGAUGGGAGAUAAGGCCUUAUCCUGCUAUUCUGAAGGGCCUAAGUUGAAAGAGCCAGAUAUUGAAGGAAAAUACCUGGGGAAACUUGGUGUUUCAGGAAUGAUUGACAUAUCAGAGGAUGGAAUAGAUGCAGAUGAAGAAGAUGAAAAUAGUGAUGAUUCUGAUGAUGACCUGAGAGCUUUUCAUCUUCACAGUCUCAGUUCAGAAUCAGAAGAUGAAACAGUGCAUCCAGUGCCAGUGAUACUGAGUGAUAAUGAUGAUGGGAAACACUUACGGAGUUUACUGAAACCGCCUAUGGCUGUUGGAAGUGACAAGCUACCUGAUAAUUGGAGAAAGGAUAAGAAGGCAGUAACAUUCUUUGAUGAUGUCACGGUCUAUCUGUUUGAUCAGGAAACACCAACCAAAGAGCUGGGACACCGAGGAGCAGAAGCAAAUAAUCAGGAGUCUAGUGGUGCGACGCCAUCAUUAGGUCCCAGUUAUUUGAACAGGUUUACAAACUCAGAAAGUUCAACCGAUGAAGAAGGUGGAGGUUUUGAAUGGGAUGAUGACUUCUCUCAAGAACCUUUUAUGUCAAAGACAGCAGAUAACCUUGGUUCCAAGCCCUCUCUUCAAACAUCAAAGUACUUUUCUCCUCCACCACCAUCUAGAAGCAUUGAACAAAGUUGGUCACAUGCAUCGCCUUAUUCCAGGUUUUCUAUCUCUCCUGCCAACAUUGCAAGUUUUUCUCUUACACAUCUUACAGAUUCAGAUAUUGAACAAGGAGGAAGCAGUGAAGAUGGAGAAAAAGAUUAAGUGGGUAAAAUACUUUUUUAAAAUCAGAAACUGCUCAUACAAGACAGCAUGCCCACACUGCUAGCCUGCACAGUGUAAAUACUGAUUAACACAAUUGUGUUCAGAGAACCACUAUAGGCUUCUGCUGGAGUAAGAAGAGGUGAAUCAAGAAACACAGAAAAGAAAUACUAAAUCAGGACUUCUGGUGUGUAUUUGUAAUGUGUGUUUUUAAUCAGUGCAAUUUGCUUUUCAUUUGGAAGAGAUGAAUCUACAGCUGUUUUAAAAAAAAAACUUGAAGUAUUAAUUCUAAAGGCAAUUGUUAUUUGUAAUAAACUUGUAAAGCAAUUACACAACCUUCUGGUUAUGUAUGGGAUUGUAUCAUAUUCUUUUUAUAUUUUUCCAUGUAGUUUAUUCUAUUUGAACCUACACCUGUCAUAGAAUUAUAUAUAAUUGUGUGUACAACAGGUGGCUGUGUCACUGAAACUGUAUGAAUGAUAGUUGGUCAGUAGUGAGCCAUAUUUAUUCUGGGGGGGGAAGAUCACUAAAUACAUAUUACCUUGCUUUCUGUAAUUGCACUAUGGAUAUAUGUUCCCAGAUUCCCCACUAUUGUACAGCAUCAGAAUCAUAAAUUAUUCAAGGAAAAUAAAGCAGGUCAAGCUAGGGCUCUUCACUAGUUUGAUUUCUCCUGUUUCAUAUUUUGUUUGCUAUGCAUGGUACCUGUAAAAUUUAAAUGAGUGUUAUGCUGUUGUAGAAUUUGCUGGAAUCUUAAACCCAGUACCAUUUUUCAAAAUGAUAAAUGAUUCUGAAUGUUACAGUAUUCAUGUUUUUAUAGGAAAUAUUUCUGAGGAGUCUGAAAACACUGAUCUGGGUUACUCAACUGAAUCAAAUGCAUUUUCAUUUCUUCUCUUAGAGUGACUUAAGAAUGUCAGGCUUCUUUCCAAAUAGUAGAAGGGUCUUUCAACCAGUGGUUCUUUCUUUUUUGUUUUUGAAGAGAAAUGAUUUCACUCCUAAACUUCCUGGAUUGGAAAAUAAAGCAACUGUAAAGGUUGUAUCAGAUAAAAUUUCUUAGCUUGUAUUAACCAAAUUAUUAAGUCAGAUACUUCAUAGUAAUGUCAUGAAGUUUUCCCAAAAAUUAGUUGAAAAGAUCAGACUUUUAUAAUGACAGUUUUAUUCACCUUUGCUUUAAAAAGGCAGCGAUGCCAAAACUAAAAAUGGGAAAUGCUACCCCCUAAAGACUCUCUGCCUUAAAAUAAGUAAGAAUUGAUUGCUACUUACCUAGACUCCAUUGUUGGUUGAUAUGAGCAGUCGAAUAAAUCAGCAAUCUUCCAAGAUGAACCUGCUUGACUUCAAAUAGUUUUUCUGGGUGGUAUAGCAGUCAGUUCAUGAAGUGAAUAACAUGGUGCAGUUUAGGGUGGUGGCUCACUUUAAAAAUGUGUUAGCUAGAACUCACAGACCCUUCAGAUGUUUCUGUUAUUGACCUGGGCACACAAGUCAUUUUCUCCUUCCCUCCUUCCUUCCUACCCUCCUUUCUUCCAGUAACUGUGGACUCUCUAGACUUUAUAGCUGUUUCAAUAUUUGAGGACAGUUACUGUGUUCUUCUGAGUCUUCUCCUUCCUUCCUUCCCUCUUUUUUAAAGCAGGGAUUUGGGGAGAUUUGCCACUAGAUGGGCAUAACCAUAAGCUGGCCCUAGUGCUCGUGGGACUGGAUAUUUUCUCCUACAUUAAAUCACAGAGCUACUUUAUUAUUGUUUAAAAGCACUUGAUUUUUAAGAGACUGGAAUGCUUCAGAAACAGCUUUGUGAUUGUGCAGAGAAGGGGGAAAGGGGUUUACUUCAAAGCAGACAAUGUUUAUUUUUGAAGACUGAUAGUGGCCACAGGUAAGCCUAUAGUAUCUGGCUUCCCCAAAUACAAUGUUUACAGUUGCCAAAAAGAUGCAGUGAUAUUGUGCUGAGUGAAGAAUCAGGUUCAUGGUGAAGCCAUUUAUCAUAAGGGAAAGUUUGCCAAUCGGUGGGUUAGUUCAUGCCAUAGAACAUUGUUCUAUAUGUCAACAAAUACUCCUAAGACCCAAGUAUAAAAAGCCUUACUGUUUUUAGGAAGUAUAUUUUACAGUCUCCACUACUCUAAUAGCUUUGAAAACAUUGUAGGUCACAGUCUGUGACUAAAUGUUAAAAAAUAGUUAAGACUAGUAGGCCAGGGCACCUUUUAACUUAUGAUCUCAGUUCAGUAAUGCAAAUUUUUUAAAAUCCGUAAGUUUAUGUAGUAAAAUUAUGACCUACUUACUACAUGUAUACAUUAAUUUCUUGUAGUAACAUUACAUUUCCACAGGGGAAUAAAAUUCAAAAUAGAGACUGUGACCCUUUUAAAAACCACUAUUUGUUGUGUACACUAAACACUUGCAGGAGUCUCCAAAGAGCAUGAAAUCCUGUUUCAGAAACCAUAUUCAUAUGUGUGUGUAUAUAUUUUUUUCUUUUUAAAUCACAGGGCAUUAGAGUAUGAUUAUGCCAAAUUUAAACCUCAACUAAUUUCUUGCUAUGGAGACUCCUUGAGUAUUAAUAGUGAAUGAAACGUUUUAUAGCUAAACACUGACCUAAAUUGAAUAAAAAACAAGAGGCUGCUUUUAUUUUACAAAACUGUAGCUAUGGAAAUUCAGCUUGAACUGCUGAUAUCAGACAGAUUCAACAAAUAUUAAAGUAAGCACCUACUAUAAUAAAUUGUUCUAGGCGCUGAGGAUUCAAAGAUCAAACAAAAAAACAUUGUCCCUGCCCCUCCCCCCAAGGAACCCACAUGGUCAGCCCAGCAAGGUUUUCUUCAGACUUUUAGGUAAUUUUUUUUCACCAUGUAUAAAGAGAUUAGCCCCAUAGCCUCCUAUUUAAUAGAUUAAAAAAAAAAAUAAUACUACCCUAAGCCUCAAUAAAAAGUUACUUCUUUGAGUCUAAAUGACUUGUAACUAGUUGCCAAACAUGCAUCUUUAUAUGAUCAAUUAAGAUUGGAAUUUAUGGGAAAAUCUUACUGUAUUAGGAUAUGGAAGGUAGAAUUUAUUUACUAAAUGUGUGUCAGCAUCCUAUUUUGAAAUUUCAAGCAAUACACAGUAGAUGGUUCAAUAAAAUAGAUUUACAGUUGUCAACUCUGUGUUUGGAAAUAUCAACAUGUAGUUCAUUGUUCAAAUUUAGGGUUUUUUGGUUACAAGCAGUAGGACUUUUUUGUGUGUUAAUUGUUCUAAAACAGAUUAUGCAAUUGAAAGAAAAUCAUUGGGAUUCUUCAGAUUAGAUAGGAUUGGUUUAUAAUACUUGAUCCACAGAAAAUAUUCAUUCUUAAACUUCCUCUUUAUAGUCCAAAAAAGUAUCCAAUUUUAAGUUGCAUCUUAGUUUUUUUAGUGGCUUAUUGCUGAAUAGUUGGAUUCUAUCAAGUAAACCCCAUCUAAAAAAAAAAAAACCCAUCUUAUCUACCCUUUUAAAAUUGCCUUUGUAGGGGUAGCUAGGUGGCGCAGUGGAUAAAGCACCGGCCCUGGAUUCAGGAGGACCUGAGUUCAAAUCCAGCCUCAGACACUUGACACUUAUUAGCUGUGUGACCCUGGGCAAGUCACUUAACCCCCAUAGCCCUGCAAAAAACAAACAAAAAUAAUAAUUUUUUAAAUUGCCUUUGUUGUCUGUCUAAAGUAGUUAACUGAUUUUCUCAGAUGACCCCCUAAUCAGUCUAAAAUAGAAAUGCAUAAAAAGUGCUUCCAAAGUCUCUGAUAACCUGAUUUAAUGUUUAUAAAUUAGACCUUCAGGGCAGAUAAACCACAAAUGUGUUUGAUUUGAAACAAAACAUUCAGUAAUCUGGCUUUUGUAGACAUACAAGUGGAUGGGUAGCCAUUUUUGUACAAAUGGGUUUAUCUAGGAAAGGUUAUUGUAUAUUUCUGCUGCACUAAAAAUCCUUUCAAGCCACCUCCUUUUAUUACUAUUUCAAAUAAUAAAUUUAUAGGAUUUAAUGAAUCUUUGUGUGUGUGUUGAGGGGCUUGGCUAAAAGGAAAUACUACUUUUAAACUAUGUACUAAGCACUUCAUUUAAAACUUUCAGAAGUGAAUCAAGUGUUAUAAUCCAAUUGUUUGGAUAUAGUGAUGGGUAGCAUCAAAAUAUAUUAGCCUUAUGAGAAACAGCCUUAAAAUAUAAGAAUGGGGUGUACAAAAUAACUUCAGCUUUAAGUCACAAAAACAACAUUCUAAGAUAUUAAUGGUAUUAGUUCAAGUCUUUGAUUUGGAGGGAAAAAAAAUUGCUGUAAGAAAAGGACCUUAAAGAUGUGCUGACAGUAUUUUUGAUACCAGCAGCCUGUUAAAGAUAUGUUUGAAUGACUUAAAAUAAUUUGGUUUUGUUUAAUAAGUUGUUCAGAUUUGCACAGGCCUAGGUGUAAUUUGAUAAUGGUACUGAUGUGUAUAUAUGAUGUUGAAUUAUGUUUGUAAAUGAGGAAUUAUGUAAUAAAAUCAUAGGUAUGAGGGUUUUCAUAUUGUAAUUUAAUACAGGUAUAUGAGGUUUAUGGCAAUAUCAUAGUUAAUGAAAUUUCAGGUGAAAUUGUCUUUAAAUUGUGUACAUUUUUAAAUUGUAAGAUUUCUACUGUAUAUUGAUCAUGCAUAGUGUGAUUCAACAAAUUGCUUGUAAUUUAAAAACUAUUUAAUAUUCAAAAUA